Molecule: messenger RNA, 2810 nt
Organism: Epinephelus lanceolatus (giant grouper)
Lineage: Eukaryota; Metazoa; Chordata; Actinopteri; Perciformes; Serranidae
Product: tripartite motif-containing protein 16-like
Molecular function (GO): zinc ion binding; protein binding
Source: RefSeq, a predicted model, not a curated record
CAGUCGUUGCCACUGAGAAGUGAAAUGGCGCAAAAAGGAGUUCAGCUGGACAGGGAAACAUUCUCUUGUUCGAUCUGUCUGGAUCUACUAAAGGAUCCGGUGGCCAUAACUUGUGGACACAGCUACUGCAUGAACUGUAUUAAAAGUUUCUGGGAUGAAGAGGAUCAGAAGAAAAUCUACAGCUGCCCUCAGUGCAGGCAGACCUUCACACCGAGGCCUGUGCUGGAAAAAAACACAAUGUUAGCAGUUUUAGUGGAGGAACUGAAGAAGACUGGACUCCAGGUUGCUCCUGCUGAUCACUGCUAUGCUGGACCGGAAGAUAUAGCCUGUGAUAUCUGCACUGGGAGAAAGCUGAAAGCUGUCAAGUCAUGCUUAGCCUGCCUAGCUUCUUACUGUGAGAAACACCUCCAACGUCACUAUGAUGCAGCUCCAUUAAAGAAACACAAGCUGGUGGAGCCCUCCAAGAAGCUCCAGGAGAACAUCUGCUCUCAUCACAAUGAAGUGAUUAAGAUGUUCUGCCGUACUGAUCAGCAGUGUAUCUGUUAUCUCUGCACUGUGGAUGAACAUAAAGGCCAUGACAUAGUCUCAGCUACAGCAGAAAGGAAUGAGAGGCAGAGAGAGCUCGAGGUGAGUCAGCAGAACAUCCAACGCAGAAUCCAGGACAAAGAAAAAGAUGUAAAAGUGCUUCAACAGGAGGUGGAGGCCAUCAAUAGCUCUGCUGAUAAAACAGUGCAGGACAGUGAGAAGAUCUUCACUGAGCUGAUCCGUCUCUUGGAGAAAAACAGCUUUGAUGUGAAGCAGCAGAUCAGAUCUCAGCAGAAAAGUGAAGUGAGUCGAGUCAAAGAGCUUCAGGAGGAGCUGGAGCAGGAGAUCACUGAGCUGAAGGGGAAAAACGCUGAGCUGGAGCAGCUGUCACACACAGAGGAUCACAAUGAGUUUCUGCACAAUUAUCCCUCAUUGCUGCAGAUCAGUGAAUCUACAGACACAUCCAGACUCAGUAUCCGUCCUCUGCGGUACUUCGAGGAUGUGACAGUGGCUGUGUCAGAGACCAAAGAUAAACUACAGGAUGUUUUGAGUGAGAGAUGGGCAAACAUCUCAGAGACAGUGACUGUAGUGGAUGUUUUACUGUCAAACUCACAAGCAGGGCCCAAGACCAGAGCUGAUUUCUUGAAAUAUUCCCAAGAAAUUACACUGGAUCCAAACACUGCACACACACAGAUGUUAUUAUCUGAGGGGAACAGGAAAGCAAGAGGUAUGAAUAAACAUCAGUCAUAUCCUAGUCACCCAGACAGAUUCACUGAUAGGUGUCAGGUCCUGAGCAGAGAGAGUCUGACUGGAUGUUGUUACUGGGAGGUGGAGUGGAGAGGGUUUGAGGUUUUUAUAGCUGUUACAUACAAGACUAUUUGCAGAGCUGGGGAAAAAUGUAGAUUUGGAAACAGUGACGAGUCAUGGGCAUUAUAUUGUUCAAGGAAACAUUAUGAAUUCUGUCAUGACAAACUCAAAACUCCUGUCUCAGUUCCUCAGUCCUCCAGAAUAGGAGUGUACCUGGAUCACAGAGCAGGUAUUCUGUCCUUCUACAGUGUCUCUGAAACCAUGACUCUCCUCCACACAGUCCAGACCACAUUCACUCAGCCUCUCUAUGCUGGACUUUGGCUUGAUGGCUUUCUUGGUCUUACAACAGCAGAGUUUUGUUGGCUCAAAUAAACAAUAUGCCUUCAUUUUUUCCCAUAUGUCAAUCAAACAGUGUGGGCAGGACUGUGCUACCAUCCACCAUUUUCUUUCUGUCAAAGGACAUUGCACUUCCUCUUGUUUGCUAUUUAUGUUUUCAAACCAAAUGCUAAUUAUUUAUUAAUUUAGCUACAUUAAGGAGGAUCAUUUUAGCCACUAUUUCCAAGGGAAAAGAAAAGAAAAGAAAUGCGAAAAGCGUUUUUACUCCAUUACUAAGGGUAAUUUUGAGGUGAUUAAAAUUUUAAAAGUAAAAAGUAAACAGAAAAAUGUAAGAGGCUGUUUAACUGGAAAAUGGAUACCUUGAAAUAGCAAUAUGAAUAUGGAAAGUGACAUUGAAAAAUGGAACCAUGCAGAGGUUUGACUGAUAAUGCUCAAGUUCAAGGUAGAAAUUAAUUUUUUUAUAUUUUGGUUUAUGACAAAAUGCCAUGAGCCUCAGCUUUGUGUAACGCUUAACUAAGAUACUGAAAACUGUUGACAUUAAACCUACCAGUGACAUACUAGCAUUGUCAUUGUUAGCAUGUUAGCAUGCUUAUGUAAGGAUUUAACUCAAAGCACGACUGCAUCCAAGGAAAGCCUCAAAGAGCCACUAGCAUGGCCUCAGACUGUUGGAGUUGUUUACCAUAAAGGUUUUUGUACAGGCAUCAGCAAUGAAUUUAAAUAUUAAAAACAUUUUUUGUGGUGAAUCUGGGUGAGAAGUGUUGAGGAGGAAAACCUAUGUUUGGGUGCAGGUCUCUGAUAUCCAACUGUGGGGUUUGUUUCUAUUUGUUUCUAUCUAUUAAUGUAAAUAACAGAAAGGUACAUUGGACUACAUGUGCACAGUAGGAAGGAGAGGAGGUAAAUAAUUGCAUUUGCUUGUAGUUUCUGUUUUAUUUUUGAUACCAAUAUUAAAACGUGGACAUUUAGUUGUACUUCAUAAAAAUGUUAUUGUAGUUAUAAAGUGCUUUAAACAUUUUUAAAUCAGUAGGUCUACCUUUUCAGUAGCCUCACUAUGUUCUAACAACUGUAUAGUUGUAAUCAUUGAUUAUUUUCCUUUGCAAUGCUGAUGAACUUGUUUACCUUACUGAUUGUGUAAAUGAAUAAAA